This is a messenger RNA of Macrosiphum euphorbiae (potato aphid), 1743 nucleotides long. The record is from the annotation of a GenBank genome assembly. Lineage: Eukaryota; Metazoa; Arthropoda; Insecta; Hemiptera; Aphididae.
AUGUAUCGAUAUACUUAUUAUAUAUAUUUAUUAAUUCCGUUUUUGAGGGGUUAUCUUUCAUCUCAAAAUCUACUGCAUGGUCCUUAUCAUCCACCGCCUAUUUUUGAAGUUUGCCCAAGUUUAAUAUAUUGCAAAGGUGAUUUACUACGUGCAGUCCAAAUUUCAAAAAUGUUUGGAUCACCUAAAACAUUUGUGGAUAUGCAAAUGAGACGAAAAGAAGCAGUUACAUUCAGUAAUUUUCGUGCAUUGAAUAGUACAUUUAAUGGCGCUAUACCAUUACCAGAACUAAAGAACUUUGUUAAAAACCAUUUCAAAUUCCAUACCCUUGAUAACUGGUUACCACCGGACUUCAGAAAUCAUCCCAAAAUCAUUGAUUAUAUAAAAGAUAACAACUAUAAGGAAUUCGUGUCGGGAAUAAAUCAGAUUUGGAAGAAAUUAGCAAAACAAAUAUCAAUUAAAGUUAAAAUUAAAGGUGGUCGUUACUCAAUGAUAUAUGUACCUAACGGAUUCUUUGUGAACAUGGAAUCUCAAAAUGAAUUUCAUUAUUGGGACGCAUAUUGGAUAAUAAAAGGUGCAUUAAUAUGUGGAAUGCAAACUACCGUAAAAGGGAUUUUAAGCAAUUUUCUUAGCAUUAUUCAGAACUAUGGGUAUGUAUUAUUAGGAAACAGAAUAUACUAUGAAGGAAGAUCACAACCACCACUUCUUACUCAAAUGAUGUCUAUUUAUUAUACAUAUACUAAAGACGAAAAAUUCAUUACUGAUAAUAUUAGUCUCCUAGAUGCGGAAAUGAUGUUUUGGUUAACCUACAGGUCCGUUAAAGUGAAAAGUAAUGGUAAUUCUUAUAUCAUGUCUCAUUAUAUGAGUGAUUUAUUUGAUCCUCGUCCUGAAAUGUAUACUGUUGAUCUACACAUAUCGGAAAAACUGCCUACUAUUCGAGAUCAAGAAGAAUAUUUGUGUAGAGUCAAAGCUGCCUCCGAAUCUGGCUGGGGAUUUUCAAGCAAACAUUUCCACAAUCGGAAUAAUUAUAAUGAUAUAAGAAAGACAUUACUGAAAACUAAUCCGCUGAAUUUUGCAUACGUUGAAUUGAAUUCUAUAAUGCAAUUAAACGCCAAUAUUCUGUCAAAUAUGUAUCUCAUUGCUAAAGAUCAUGAGAACUCAAAGUUUUAUAAGGACCUUGCUCGUCGUUACCAAAUCGGAAUAAACGCAUUAUUAUGGAACGAGGAUGAAAAAAUGUGGUUAGAUUUUGACACAACGACAGCAGAAAGUCGCAAUUAUUUUUAUGCGUCCAACCUAGCACCUCUGUGGACCGGAAGUUAUGAUGAUAAACUAAGUGAAUUUUAUGGCGAUGCAGCAGUGGAGUAUCUAAUAAGAAACCAAAUUAUAAGUGAAGAUUUGACACCACUUUAUUUAUGCGUACCAACAUCUUUGUAUAACACUAAUUUCGACUGGGACUAUAACAACUGUUGGCCACAAUUACAAUCAAUGAUAAUUUUUGGGUUACAAUCAACUAGAAGUGAAAAAGCACAAAAAGUAGCAUUCAAUUUAGCCAGUUCAUGGGUGAACACAAAUUUUGCGGGAUAUAAUAAGACAAAGACUUUGUUCGAAAAGUACAGUGCAAUUAAAUUGGGCAGUAAUGGCGAAGAUAAGGUUGGUGGACUUUAUCCACAAGGAUACGGAGUAACAAUCGGAGUACUACUUGAGAUUUUUCAUGAAUGGGGAGAUAAACUGAAGAGUAAAAAAUAA